AUGGCCACCAAAGCUCAGCGCAAUAAGAAAUGCCUCUAUUGUGACAGGAAAUUUGGCAAGGCCGAACAUCUCAAGCGUCACCAGAGAGCCCAUACAGGAGAGAAGCCGUUCAAGUGCUCACACUGCGGCCGUGAAUAUGCACGAAGCGAUGUGCUCAUGCGGCAUAUCAGGAACCACCAUUCGACUUCUGACAGAGAGAUUGUCGCCUCUCCACCGCUCACCGAUUCGCACACAGAUGGAGACAAGCUCGCUGGAAGUUGCGCCAGUUCAUUCUCUCAAUCGCGUCGGGAUGGUCACCCGGUCCAAUCGAUGCAGGUGCAAUGUUCCAACGAUGACAACUUGGUGGCCGGCAUAGAUAGCCAAAGGCAGGGACUGGGAGACCCUCAAGAUCCAUCAAAUCUCCAUGCCUCACAGCGAGUCAAACCCUUGGUCGACUUCGGUGACCCUGUGGAGCGCAGGGCUGCACCUCCGCUCGCAGGCUUUGAAGACUGGCUGGGACUUCAAGACUUGCCUCUGGCGGCCAAUAUAUGGGAUGACGUCUCACAUUUCGAUUUCAUGAGUUUUACAAAUGAUGCACGGCUCAGUCUGUCCCCGUACUGGCCUCGUCAGCUACCGCUCCAUUCGCCCCCCAAGGACAAUAUCUCCGAUGAGAGAUACGCAAAGAUCGCAAGCCUCUGGCCAACCAAGAAACAGACGGCCCGGCGACUGAUCCACACUAUCUGGCGGGAUGUGGCUUCUUUCCCAGAGGAUAAUAUCUACUCGCAGCAAAGUCCGGCCGGGCAUGAAGGGACUCGACCAUCGCAGGCUGCUCCGGGGGAGUUUGCGGAAUCAAGAUGGGGCUUGGACGAAGAACGGAGGGCGAGGUUGAUCGAAGACUGCACGCCUGCGAACACGCCGUUCUCGCCUGUAGCCGACAGAGGCGUUGCAGCGAGUAUCAGAAGCGGUGCGAGUGACUCGUGCAGUCAAGACAGUGGCACGCCCGCAAAAUUUCCCUCGACGGCGAUCCUGGACGUCAGCCUCGAUGUCUACUUUCGACGUUUCCACCACCUGAUGCCAUUUAUCCACGAACCGACAUUCUCGGCGAAGAAGACCUCCAGCACCCUCUUGUUCCCCAUGUGCCUGAUGGGGCUGACCAUGCUGGAUUCGGCCCGUGCAAAGAGAUUCGUGCGAUCUCACCUGGGCAACGCGAUCGAGAGAUGCCGCCGCGACUUGGUCGUGAGCUCACAAGGAGACGUUCAACUGGGCGAGUUCCUGAGCACCCUGGCAGCUUCACUCCUCCUUUUGUCGUUGGCUGCCAUCAACCCGAAGCAGCCUCUGCCCGAACAUUCUCGCCUGCUGUACAACGAGACAAUCAAUGCCGCUCAGCGGCACGGGCUAUUCCACCCCCAAGAAGGCGAGCAGCUGUCGGCGGCCAUGUUCCAAUCCCUGGACAAUCUCGCCACGUGGAGGGCUUGGACACGCAUAGAAUCGAUCAAGAGAUUGAUUCUGUGUCUGAUAAUGACCGACUCGUUCUUCUCCCACCUCGACGAUCACAACCCCAUUAUCCGAACCGAGCAGCUCCAUUUCUAUUUCCCCUGCAAGACCGAGUUAUUUCAGGCCGCCACCGAAAGGCGAUGGUCGCAGAUGGUCGACGCUGGUUCGUUGACCAUCAUGCCUCUAAUGAUUCCGCAGCUUGAUGCGGCCAUUCUCCCGCCAGCCUCGGAUGCUAGUGAAAUAGGGUUCUUUGGUCUUUGCUCGACGGCCUGGAUUCGAAUUGCGGAAGCCAGACACCGAUACAGCCCUCUCACUACCGGGCAUUCGAAUCUACCGAUCCCAGCAGAGAUGUUUGCCCACGACGAGCACGCCGCCGCGAUUACCCCGUUCCUCAUCAAGAUGUGGAGGUCGUACGGCGAAACCAUGCGCAUCAUCAACCCCAACUGCGAGGCUUUCUGGCACCACUUAAACCUGUCGAUGACGGCCGACCUUGGGGUGUUUGAGGUCGCGUCCGGCAGGGACGGGGCCGAGAGGGCGAAAAAUGCACUCGACGACAUUGCGACCUGGUCACAAACGGCUGCGGCCCGGCGGGCAUGUCUCCAUGCAGCGCACACCUUCUCGUGCAUGUCGAGACGGCGGCUCAUUGACGGGACAUCCUACGAAGCGGAGGUCGCUCUGGUGCACGCCGCGCUCGUGCUUGGGCUAUAUGUCUUCGUGAUGCCCCAGCCGGACGAGACAGACGACCACCAUGAGCAGCCAGCACACAGGGAGCGCGAGGCAUUCGAACUUCUUGACCCCGUAGACUGGAACCUCGUCGGCGAAGUCGGCUUCACCAGCUAUCCCACCACCACCACCACCACCACCACCGACACCGAUCUCGACAUGGGUAUGGGUAUGGACCCGACAACCACAACCACAACGACGUGCCCCGCGAAAACAUUCAUCCAGCACGGCGGACCGAUCACCUUCUCCGGCGUGGCCCAAAACGGCGGCUACGCCUCCGCGAGGAGGGUCCUCCUCGACUACGUGUACCUCCUGGAAGAAGUCGGGACGCGCUACAACGUCAUGGAGUUCUGCCACAUCUUGCGCAUCCUGAGCGACGCGCUGAUCGAUUUCGACGCCGGCGGCACCGACCAGGUGGAGUGA
Molecule: messenger RNA, 2619 nt
Organism: Fonsecaea monophora
Lineage: Eukaryota; Fungi; Ascomycota; Eurotiomycetes; Chaetothyriales; Herpotrichiellaceae
Exons: 2
Coding region: 1-2619 (872 amino acids)
Biological process (GO): DNA-templated transcription; regulation of transcription by RNA polymerase II
Cellular component (GO): chromatin
Molecular function (GO): RNA polymerase II cis-regulatory region sequence-specific DNA binding; DNA-binding transcription factor activity, RNA polymerase II-specific; zinc ion binding
Source: RefSeq, a predicted model, not a curated record